CAUGGCAGAAAUGACAUCGCGACUGAAAACGCUGGCUUCUAAAGUUAGUAGCAUGCAGAAAGUCCUGCAAGUUAAAUUUUCUCAUCGCAAACAUGAAAUUGAAACUUACAAGUGGCUCAUCAAUCGUUUCAACACAUACCAAGACCAUACCAUCCUCAGCGACUUAUUUGACGUCGAGGGUGGGAAGACAGCCCUUGUGGUAGGCCAUGACAACAAGAAAGAGGUCGAUAUUAAUUCGCUAAAGGGCUCCAACGUGUGGCUGCUCAUAUCUGGUCCUGAUGCCUGUCAUGCAGAAAUGAAGACUCUUACUAAAUUGUACCUAAAACUGCAAACCAAGGAGCAGAAUAGGUAUCAUAUAGUGUGGCUUCCAAUUGUGGACGAGUUCAAUGAACGCGAGUUUUCGUCAUUGCAAUCCCUGAUGCCUUGGUACACAGUGCGAAAUCCUAAAAUCGUCAAACCAGUGGCCAUUAGGUACAUCAGGGAGGUAUGGAAAUUCACAAAUGAGACAAUUCUGGUGCCACUGUUUCCAAAAGGACAUGCAAAAUCCCUUACCCCUCGUACUCUUGACCCGCUGUGGAUAUCAGGAGAUUUGCUCAGCCUAUUCUCUGUUCACGAUCAAAAGAAAUCACUGUGGCAUCAGAAUCUGCAGAUAACCCUGGAUCUACUUCUCGGAGGAAUUUAUCCAGAAGAUUCGUCGAAACCAGCUUCAAUCUUAUGCCUUUACGGAGGAGAAGACAUCAAGUGGAUCGAGGACUUCACCACUAUGAUAAAUCGGGUUAAGAAUUUCACAAAGAUAAGCAUAGAUUUGGUUUAUGUGAGCAAGAGCAAUGCCAUCGAUCAUUACAACAAUGCCAUUUUCGAUUUCAUCACGGCAAAGAAGGUUGGUGGAUACUGGAAAGCUGAUGAAACACACAGUUGGCACUUUUGGACCCGAUUGGAAAGCAUCUUUUCUUGGGGGAUACGAGAUGGCAAGAAUGCUAAAGAAAACAAUACCAUGAGAGAUGUCAUGUCUUUGCUAAGCUUCAAUGGCAGCUACAAGGGAUGGGCUGUGUUUGGUCAAUUAGGAUCAUCUCAUAAAGUGGUGAAAGCCACAGGAGAAGUCGUUCUGGAUGUGUUGUUAAGGAUAAAUAACUGGUGGAAAGCUGGCACGAACGUUGAUUCUUUUGUGCUAGCACUCAACCAACAGAUCGAACAACAUCUUAAGGUCCAAAAACACCAUUGUUAUCACAUUGUUCUCCCCACCACUGUUCCAAGGGUCCCAGAUGAGAUGAUGAUAUGCGCAAUUUGUGAUCGUAAAAUGGGCAAGUAUCUAAUGUACCGUUGCUGCGAGUAGUGACCAAGCUUGGCUUGUUAUGGUGGAGGUGAUCACCGGCCAUCUGGUGUUUCGUUGAAAGAAUAAAUAAAUAAUUAAUGCGAGAAUUUUCUUGCAUUGCAAUUUAGGAUAUUCUGUGUUUUAGUGGUUAAUGUCUAGACUGGACGAUUAACCAGUCUCCACAUAAGUAUGUGCUUGUGUGUAUGUUAAGUCUAGCUCUAUACGAGCUAAGUAUGUGCUUGUGUAUGUUGUGCAAUAAACCUUGAAUGCUUGCAGUGCAAACACCUCCCCAGUUUGGUGUGCUUUCAAGGAACUGUUAUAAUAAAACUUGAAGGCUGUAUUAAGCCUCUAUCAAUAUAUGUGUCUCUUUGUUCUA
Hevea brasiliensis (rubber tree) is the source of this 1688-nucleotide messenger RNA. Its product is annotated as protein SIEVE ELEMENT OCCLUSION A-like. The record is from RefSeq and is a predicted model, not a curated record. The coding region runs from base 2 to 1333 and encodes 443 amino acids. The transcript is spliced from 4 exons. Gene Ontology annotation, biological process: phloem development. Lineage: Eukaryota; Viridiplantae; Streptophyta; Magnoliopsida; Malpighiales; Euphorbiaceae.